GGCGUCCGCGGGAUACCCCGGAGCGGAAGUGUAAUUUAAAGAGCAUAGAAUUCAGCGGCAGCUCAGCAGACAUGAAGGUGACCUCCAUAGAAAGCCGGCGUCUGCACCGGCUGAUCAGGAAAGAGUUCUCCCGCUGCCUGGUGCUGGAUUGCCGCCCUUACCUGCCCUUCAGCUCCUCCAGUGUGCAAGGAUCCAUCAAUGUCAACCUGAACUCCGUGCUGCUACGCCGGGCCCGGGGGGGAGCGGCUCCCUUGCACUUCGUGGUGCCCGAGGAAGGGGCCCGCUGUCGGCUCCGGGACGGACAGGUGUCGGUGGUGGUGGUGCUGGACGAGAGGAGCCAGAGGUGGCAGAAGCUGAAGAAAGAGAGCCCGGCUCACAUUGUCAUCAAUACUCUGAGCAGCCUGCCCGGCGGACCCCAUUGCUACCUAUGGGGGAAUAACAAUGUCUUCUGUCCUGCAGGCGGAUACGAAUCCUUUCGCACAGAGUACCCACAGUGCUGCGUGGAUCAGAAGAGUUUGUCGCAGGAAGAAAACGACAGCAGUCAGAACCUCCUUUGCGAGAAGCUUCCCUCCUUCCACAAGCCAAACUAUGAUCAGGGCAGUCCUGUUGAGAUCCUUCCAUUCCUCUACCUUGGCAGCGCCUACCACGCGUCCAAGUGUGAAUUCCUCUCCAGCCUUCGCAUUACGGCCUUACUCAACGUCUCCAGAAAAAGCACUGGAUGUAUGAAAGACCAAUACGAUUACAAAUGGAUUCCUGUGGAGGACAACCAUACCACGGAUAUCAGUAGCCACUUCCAAGAGGCGAUAGAUUUUAUUGAUACUGUAAGACUCUCAGGAGGCAGAGUCCUGGUCCACUGCGAGGCUGGCAUCUCCAGGUCGCCCACCAUAUGCAUGGCCUACCUCAUGAAGACCAAGCGGAUCCCCCUGGAGGAGGCCUUUGAGUACAUCAAGCAACGCCGCAGCCUUAUAUCACCCAACUUCAGCUUCAUGGGCCAGCUCCUUCACUACGAGUCCGAAAUCUUCUCUUCCAAACCCAGCGGCCCCGUCAUGUCUUGCAAAAGGGACACUGUUUCCUUCUUCGCCGAGGACAUGAACAUUGGCCAGCACUUCGAGGGGUCUUGUUUCACUUUUCCCACUUCGGUCUUGACCCCCGUUCCGCUCAGGUCUCCUGUACACCAACUGAAACGCAGUCCGAUCACUGCGACUUCUUCCUGCUGACGCACGUGCUGUAGAGGCGGUGGACUAAACUGUGAAUACAGACUGUAAAACAAAAGUGCAAUACGACGGACGGUGUCGCCAUUCCGCAGGCACUCGAUGUGCCGCUCUACAAGUUGUAUCCUGUGCUUUAAAGAUUUUACGUUCGCUGUUGCAAAUCUUGGAUUAAGUUUACAAACUUGGAUACGUCCUGUUGAAGUUACAUUUUUCUC
Molecule: messenger RNA, 1426 nt
Organism: Nanorana parkeri
Lineage: Eukaryota; Metazoa; Chordata; Amphibia; Anura; Dicroglossidae
Gene: DUSP5
Product: dual specificity phosphatase 5
Exons: 4
Coding region: 72-1217 (381 amino acids)
Biological process (GO): endoderm formation; negative regulation of MAPK cascade; protein dephosphorylation
Cellular component (GO): nucleus; cytoplasm
Molecular function (GO): MAP kinase tyrosine/serine/threonine phosphatase activity; protein tyrosine/threonine phosphatase activity
Source: RefSeq, a predicted model, not a curated record